Messenger RNA from Aphis gossypii (cotton aphid), 2158 nucleotides. RefSeq names its product serine/threonine-protein kinase grp (gene grp). The coding region runs from base 302 to 1675 and encodes 457 amino acids. NCBI's taxonomy places the organism in Eukaryota, Metazoa, Arthropoda, Insecta, Hemiptera, Aphididae. The record is from RefSeq and is a predicted model, not a curated record. Gene Ontology annotation, biological process: protein phosphorylation; mitotic G2 DNA damage checkpoint signaling. Gene Ontology annotation, cellular component: nucleus; cytoplasm; site of double-strand break. Gene Ontology annotation, molecular function: protein kinase activity; ATP binding. The transcript has 10 exons.
AACGGAAUUUGCUAUACUGCAUUACUGCAGUAUAUAGUGUAUACGGUGUAUAGAACUGCAGUAUAUUGUACUCACUAUUUACUUAUUACUUGAAUAGUAAUUACUUUAUAGUUGUUACUGUUUACAUUUCUUUUUAUCCAUUAAACACUUUUUUGACAAUUUAGAAUUUGAAUUUCAAACUUCGGCUAUCGAGUGUCAUUAUCUAAACCACGUUAACGUAGAACCAAGGAUAAGUGGAAUAAUCCAAGUAACAAAAAAGUAGUUUGAAGGCUUGCUCAAUAUUAUUAACUCAAAAUUACAAAUGAGUUCUGAAUUUGUUGAAGGAUGGAGAAUCGCUCAAACUUUAGGCGAAGGAACAUUUGGCGAAGUAAAACUUUUGAUAAACCAAAAUACAAAUGGCACUGUAGCUAUGAAAAUAAUUGAUCUAAAAAAUUUUCCUGAUGCACUGAUGAUGGUAAAAAAAGAAGCAGCCAUACAUUCCCGUUUGAAGCAUUCAAGUAUUAUUAAAUAUUUUGGACAUCGUCAUAGCAAAGAUAAUUAUUUUAUAUUCUUAGAAUAUGCAUCUGGAGGUGAACUAUUUGAUCGAAUUGAACCAGACAUUGGAAUGCCUCACUCUGAAGCCAAGAAGUUUUUUAAAGAGUUGCUUGCUGGAGUUGAAUAUUUACAUAAUAAUGGUAUUGCUCAUAGAGAUUUGAAACCAGAAAAUUUAUUGUUGGAUGAACAUGGAAAUUUAAAAAUAAGUGAUUUUGGAUUAGCAACUUUAUUUUUAUGUGGUGGGAAAAGGCGUAAACUUGAAAAAAGAUGUGGAACACGACCGUAUUUAGCUCCCGAAGUUUUGUCAGAGUUACCUUAUCAAGCUGAACCUUCUGAUAUUUGGUCAUGUGGUAUUAUACUAGUUUCUAUGCUUGCUGGAGAGUUACCUUGGGAAAUGCCAUCAGCUGAUGAUGAAGAUUAUAAAUUAUGGAAGACUACUGAUUAUGCUAAUCAUUCACCAUGGUGCAAAUUAGAUACUUUAGCAUUGUCUCUUGUAAGAAAAAUAUUAAUACCAACACCAUCCAAAAGAUAUGAUAUACCAAAAAUUCAAGCUCAUCAUUGGUUCAUUAAGUCAAAAACAAGUGAUAACAAGAAAGUGGGCAUUUCUGUUUUAUCUGAUAGAGGAUUUGAUGAUGCACGUCCUUGUUAUUCUCAACCCGCUCCAGCAGCCGUUCCAUUUUCUGUAUCUAUUCCACCUAAUGAAUCUGAUAUACAUUCAUUUACUCAGCCUACUCAGGUUGAAGAUUUGUUGUUAUCUUCACAAAUUCAGACAUCACAAACAGUGUCAACCACGUUAAACAAUUCUAUUCAGAAAUUAGUCAAAAGAAUGACUAGAUUUAUUGUUUGUUUAUCAUCUGAUGAAGCAUUGGCUACUUUGUCACAGUUUCUUGAUGAUUUGGGUUAUACAUGUAAAAUCAAUACUUCUGGUUUGGUUACAAUUACCACUGCUGAUCAGCGUUUAGUGUUUAAAUCGAAUGUGAUUCCAAUGAACCAUCAGACACUAAUGGACUUCAGACUGUCAAGAGGUUGUGGCUUAGAAUUUAAAAGACAUUUUGUUGCCAUUAAAAAUGCAAUGGCAAAAUUUAUAUACAAAGGUCCAAUGAUGUGGCCAGUUGCUAUGGCCACUAAUACAGUACCAUGAGCCAUAAAUAUGUACUAUAUUUAAUUUUAUAUAGAAGAUGAUCAAGACUGAUGUAUAAAAGAUAAAUUAUUAAUUUAUAUUAUUUUUGUAUUAAGUAGAUUAGUCUAUGUAAAAGUACAUUGGUUAAAAAGAAUGUGUAUGUAACAAUUCAGAUUUAUUCUAUUUUUUCAAUUUCAUAUUUUAUAUGGUAAGCUUAAAGUGAUUAAUUAUGCUAACUAUAAUAGAACAAGUUGAAACAACAUACAUGUUCAGUGUGUUAUAACACUUUGUUUAUUUUACAAUUGACAGGGCGAUUGCCUUAAAAAUUUAUUUUAUUUUAUACAUUACUCUAUAAACAAUUGUCACAAUCGCAGUUUUGGCUACAACUGUGGUCAUAUCUUAGGGACAACUUUGUAAACUUAUAAAUAUUUUUAUUUAUUUUUGUGUAUUCUUUCAAAAAUUUAUAGAAUUGAGAAUCAAUAAAUACUACGGUUUUAAUUAUUA